UGGGGAAAGAUGUUGUGACGGCACUGUUUCAUGACUACGCAAACACAUCUUCGUCAUGGAAAAAUGGGUUGUUGUCGAACAAUUAUUUUUUGUCUUCUGACGAAAUUAGCCUACGCUCAAUGCUUGAGAUUUACAAUUUUUUUCCCGGGAGAGGCUUUUUUUCCUUGAACGGACGCUGGCAAAAGGCGCUUCACGGAACACUAUCGGCGCAUGGUAUAGCCUAUCAUAUUAUGCUCAAGCCUGAGCUCAACAAUGCUUUUUUUUUUUUUUCUCUCUCGAAUGGAACAAAAAGCGCUGCGGGGAACAUUGGUAUCGGUUCAUGGUAUCGGCAACUGUUUGACAAGUACGAGUAUGAGUAUAUUAGUGGAGUAUCGGGGCUGAUGCCGAUGCCAGUAUCGGUGCAUGCUUAUAUAGCGCCUUUGAAAAAACCCAAGGACGCUUUACAAUUAUAGACAAGGAAAGAAAAAAAAUAAAUAAAUAAAUAAAAAAUAUAAGUAAAAAGUCCACCAAGUAGGGGUCAGGAUGUAAUUCCUGUGGUGUAGCAGCCACAGUCCCAUCAAAAGGCGCACGAAAACGAGUCCCACAUCUCCAGCACCGCCGCCGUGACGCCGUCAGCAACAUCGCUCGAACACCACGCCAUGGAUCCACAAAGCGAGCAGAGAAGCUCCGCCACGCAGAGCACUGGUACGUCCCAAACCGCCUGCACGGCCACCGAGCAACAUCGCUUGGAACAUCACGCCGAGCGUUAAAGCGCAGAGCGCUGGACAACCACGAUGUAAAAUGAGCAACGAGCUCACUGCAGUCCAUAGCUGGGAGUGCAGGCAUCGCCCACGGCGAACCAAGGCCUGGAGGGAACCGACGCCCAAAUUAGGUGUCCAGCGUGCUUCUUCAACUUCAUGACGCUGUUCUGCGAGCUGACCUGCAGCCCCCGGCAGAGCGAGUUCCUGAACGCCACCCAGUUCUCACGCGAUCCUGUUGACAACAGCACCAACGUCGUCGAGCUCUCGUAUUACAUCAGCCAGGACUUUGCUAACGCUAUGUACAAUGCGUGUAAGGAUGUACAGGCUCCAUCCAGCAACGUGAAGGCCCUUAGUCUGCUGUGUGGCCGCGACGCCAGUGCCUGCACCCCCACCACCUGGAUCCAGUACAUGUUUGACAUCAACAACGGCCAGGUUCCCUUCGCCAUCGAUCCCGUGUUCUCAGGUGUUCCGCCCUCUGGAAUGAGCUUCAUGAAUAACCAGACGUUCGGCUGCACCGAGUCUCUGGACGACGGCUCGGCACCGUGUUCGUGUCAGGACUGCAGUGCAGCUUGUGGGCCCUCACCCGUCCCUCCACCCAUCCCUCCUCCAUGGAUCAUUUUGGGCAUCGACGCCAUGUGUUUUAUCAUGUGGCUCUCGUACGCAGCCUUUAUUCUCCUCUUUGCCGGCAUGCUGGUUAUAGCGCGGUGCUUCAGGAAAAGCGACAUCGCGUCAGAAUACGGCCCCAUCCAAGACAGCAACGAGGCUCUUUCGCUGAACAGCGGCCCGAUCAGGUUAUCCAGCAACGUGACGUGUUGCGAGUCUCUCGGCGAGCGCUUUGAGAAUUUCCUCCGUCAUGUCUUCAGCUGUUGGGGCUCGUUCUGUGUGCGCCGGCCCCUGCUGGUGAUCUUGGUGAGCAUCGUGCUUGUAGUGGUCUGCUGCAUGGGUCUGAAGUACAUGCGGAUCACGACCGACCCGGUGCACCUUUGGUCGGGCCCUCACAGCCGCAGCAGGCUGGAGAAACAGUACUUCGACGAGCACUUUGGCCCGUUCUUCCGCACCGAACAGCUCAUCAUCACGACGCCACGGACCGACUGGUUUGUCUUCGAGUCCACUACCGGGCCCAAUAUCCCCUUCGCGCCCAUUCUGAACAUAUCUCUGCUCCAUCAGAUUCUGGAUCUCCAGACCGCUAUUGAGCAAAUAGAGGCCGACUUUAAUGGCGCGAAGGUGACCCUGAAGGACAUCUGCAUGUCUCCUCUGGCUCCCUACAACAACAACUGCACCAUUCUGAGUGUGCUCAAUUACUUCCAGAACAGCCACGAAGUCUUGGACCACAUCUUCCGUGAUGAGUUUUACAUCUACUUCGAUUACCACACACACUUCAUGUACUGCGUAAGUUCCCCAGUAGCCCUGGAUGAUACAGGGCAUUUCCAUGACCCCUGCAUGGGCACCUUUGGAGGUCCUGUGUUCCCCUGGCUGGUUCUCGGUGGUUACGAAGGAACAGCGUACAACAACGCUACUGCUCUCGUGAUCACCUUCCCUGUCCUUAACUACCUCAAUGACACAGAAAAGCUGGGCAGAGCUCUCGCGUGGGAAAGAGAGUUCGUCAGCUUUUUGAAAAACUACAGCAACCCUGACCUCGUCAUCGCCUUCAACUCGGAGCGUAGCAUCGAGGACGAGAUCGAUCGGGAGAGCAACAGCGAUAUCUCCACCGUACUGAUCAGCUACGCCACCAUGUUCGUCUACAUCUCCCUGGCUCUCGGACACAUCAGGAGCUUCCGUAGCCUACUGGUGGACACGAAGAUCUCUCUGGGUAUCGCAGGCAUCCUGAUCGUUCUGAGCUCCGUCGCUUGCUCUCUGGGAAUCUUCAGCUAUAUCGGGGUUCCCCUCACGCUCAUAGUCAUCGAGGUCAUCCCCUUCCUCGUGCUGGCUGUGGGAGUGGACAAUAUCUUCAUCAUCGUGCAGACUUUCCAGAGAGAUGAGCGGAUGGAGCACGAGGAGCUGCAUCAGCAGAUUGGCCGUAUCCUGGGAGACGUCGCACCCAGCAUGUUCCUGUCCUCCAUCUCAGAGACUGUUGCUUUUUCCUUAGGAGCGCUCUCCUAUAUGCCGGCCGUGCGGACGUUCUCGCUCUUUGCUGGCUUGGCUGUCUUGAUUGACUUCCUGUUGCAGAUCAGCUGCUUUGUCUCCCUGCUUGGUCUGGACAUCAAGAGGCAAGAGAGAAAUCGGUGGGACAUCCUGUGCUGCAUCAAGCUGUCUGACAGGGAAGAAGCGAACUCUGAUGCCAUCCUCUAUCGCUUUUUUAAGAAAAUAUACGCACCCUUUAUUCUGAAGGAGUGGGUGCGCCCUCUGGUGGUCGCCGUGUUUGUGGGAAUGCUCUCGUUCAGCAUAGCGGUCACUAAUAAAGUAGACAUUGGACUGGACCAACAGCUGUCCAUGCCUGAUGACUCCUUUGUGUUGGACUACUUCAGGAACCUGACGGAGUACCUGCACACGGGCCCUCCCGUCUACUUCGUGGUGAAGGAGGGUCACGAUUACCGCACCUCAGAGGGACAGAACCAAGUGUGUGGUGGUGUGGGCUGCAACAAUGACUCUCUCGUUCAGCAAAUCUACACCGCGUCACUUAUUAGUAACUACUCGAAGAUAAGCACGACCCCGUCCUCGUGGUUAGACGACUACUUUGACUGGGUGAAACCGCAGUCGUCCUGCUGCCGAUACUACAACUCUACUGGAGCCUUUUGUAAUGCCUCAGUGGUGGAUCCUUCCUGUGUUCACUGCAGGCCUUUGACUCCCAGCGGUAAACUGAGACCAAACGGCACUGACUUCAUGAGGUUCCUGCCAAUGUUCCUGUCUGAUAACCCCAACAUCAACUGUGGGAAAGGAGGUCAUGCUGCGUACAGCACUGCUGUCGUGCUGAAGGACGACACCGUGGGUGCCACCCAUUUCAUGAGCUACCACACCAUCCUGAAGACGUCUGCAGACAACAUCAACGCCAUGAAGAUGGCCCGAGAGCUGGCCAAAAACAUCUCGCUCGCUAUGGGGUCGAACAAGACGGACAGCGUCUUUCCUUACAGCGUGUUCUACGUGUUCUACGAGCAGUACCUCACCAUCGCCCACGACACGGUGUUUAGCCUCGGCAUUUCCCUGGCAGCCAUCUUUGUGGUCAGUACCCUGCUGCUGGGCUUUGAGCUGUGCUCGGCCGCACUCGUCUGUCUCACCAUCGCCAUGAUCCUGGUCAACAUGUUCGGUGUCAUGUGGCUGUGGGGCAUCAGCCUCAACGCGGUGUCACUCGUUAACCUCGUCAUGAGCUGUGGUAUAUCCGUGGAGUUCUGCAGCCAUAUCGUCAGGGCGUUCUCCAUCAGCACGAAGGCCACGCGGGCGGAGAGAGCUCAAGAGGCCCUGGCACACAUGGGCAGCUCUGUGUUCAGUGGAAUCACUUUGACGAAAUUUGGCGGGAUCGUAGUCCUGGCUUUCUCCAAAUCCCAGAUCUUCCAGGUCUUCUACUUCCGCAUGUAUUUUGGUAUCGUGCUGCUGGGGGCGGCUCAUGGACUCAUCUUCCUACCGGUGCUCCUGAGUUACGCAGGUCCGUCUGUUAAUAAAGCGAAGGUCUUGGCAGCGCGUAACAGGUUCGCCGGGACGGAGCGUGAAUAUCUGCUCGACAAAUGAUGGCACAGAGGAAGCUGAAACCUCAAUCCACAAAGGACUGUGUGGGUACAGCAGCUUCUCACAGACACACUAACACACGCACACACCUCGACUAAGAGCCUAACUCAGGAUCCCUGCCUGGGAAGACGAAAAAGGAGAAAGGAGAGGGAAAAAAAAAGAAAAAAACCUUGUGAUAUGGGAAUCACACACACACUUUGGGAUUUUUGCGGUGGUUGAUCCUUGCAACAGAUGAUGAACAGGAUCCAUGACUGAAUCUGCAUUCAAGCUACUUUUAUAACACGGAAUUACACAAACAUGCAAUAUUUUAUAGAACGAGAUGCGACUGAUGAAACGUGUGCCUGAUCUGUCGGCUUAUUUAUUUCAUGUCCGUGUGUUUUGAUUUUGGUCUAAUUUCAUUAAGGGGACAUGUCUUGUUCUGACAGAACUAACAGGAGUCAUUUGGUUAGAACUUUUUUUUUUUUUCAUAUUAUGACCUCAUUUUGAUGCACUGCACAUAAAAAGGAAAAAAAAUGAACUGCAGUUAAUUGGUUUAUAUUAAUUUAUAGGAUCACCCAGGACUUCCUUCCCCCCCUUCCUUAACUAUUGUGGUUACUCAUUGCUGAAAAUUCAGUAUUUAAGUACAAGAUAGCAUGCCCUGAAAUGGGAUUUGACUUGGCAAGAACCUCAUGCACUGGAUUUAGAACCUUGGUUCAGGAUUCGCCGGUUACUAUGAAAUGCUACCUGUGUGUUUUUACCUCAGCGGUAUGUCAUCUGAGGAGUAAUUUCCAGGUGAAUAUAAACUUAAAUGAGAGAUCUGAGAGGUUGGAUCAUGUUCACGAGGCAUGUAACGCACUAGCACAGGAAGACUGAAGUCUAGAUCAUUAUGCGUGCUUUACACAAAUUGUUGAUGCUUACAUUACAUUACAUUUCUUUUGAAAGUUUGAAGUCAUGUAUAAUUGAGUAUUGUAGAUCUUGGCGGGAACAGUUCGGAAUUAACGUAGCCGCAAGUCUGACGUGUCGGUUAAGAGACGUGGAAUUAUGGGAGAAAUGUUACUGCUGAGGCACAGCGAGGGGGGGGGAGGCGUCUUUUUUUUUUUUUUUUAAAUGUUGUAACUUGAAAUAUGCUGAAUUGUUCAACACUGCAUUCCACAGUGGAUAACACUUUUAUUUAUGAUGUUUGUCUUUUUUUUGCAAUAAAACAAUGCUACUAA
Messenger RNA from Neoarius graeffei (lesser salmon catfish), 5590 nucleotides. RefSeq names its product Niemann-Pick disease, type C1 (gene npc1). The transcript has 23 exons. Bases 897 to 4400 code for a protein of 1167 amino acids. Gene Ontology annotation, cellular component: membrane. Lineage: Eukaryota; Metazoa; Chordata; Actinopteri; Siluriformes; Ariidae. The record is from RefSeq and is a predicted model, not a curated record. Gene Ontology annotation, molecular function: lipid carrier activity.